Gastrolobium bilobum is the source of this 693-nucleotide messenger RNA. RefSeq lists its product as uncharacterized. The transcript is spliced from 2 exons. The record is from RefSeq and is a predicted model, not a curated record. NCBI's taxonomy places the organism in Eukaryota, Viridiplantae, Streptophyta, Magnoliopsida, Fabales, Fabaceae. Bases 1 to 693 code for a protein of 230 amino acids.
AUGGUAGGACCUAAUGGUGGGAGUGGCUUUGGCUGGAAUGAUGCCAAAAAAAUGAUAGAUGUUGAAAGGGUAAUCUUCGACGACUGGGCAAAGACACACCCCAGUGCUAAAGGACUUUUCAACAAGCCAUUCCCACACUAUGAUGCUUUGGGAUCAAUAUUCGGUAAGGAUGUGGCCACAGGAGGUUCUGCGGUGGGCGCACAAGAUGCUGUGAACGACUUAGAACGAGAGACAACUUGUUAUGAUGAUAGUGGGACCCCAUUCGAGGAAUAUCUAGACCUGACUGGGGACUAUAUCCCAAGUCCACUUGAUGAACCUCCCGUGCCUGAUAUUCCUACAGAAGAGGCUGUGCCCCAAUCUCCCGUGUCAAUUGUUACGGGAAAAAAGGGUAAGAAAAGGACAAGGACUGAGGAUCCUUUGGUUGAUGUCAUGAAAGAUCUUAGUGACACAUACCGAAAAUCUACCAACAGCAUUGAUAAGUUGGUGUCCUGCUUUCAACAUCAAGCUGAUGGAAGCAGCAGCAGGAUGUCAAUUAUGGAUGAGCUGAAAAAAUUUGAUGAACUCACUGAUCCUCAAAUGGUUCAUAUAGCUUUGCAGUUGAGCAGGGACAGUACUAUGACCGAUGUGUUCAUGCAAUGCAAUGAUGGCCAACGAAAGUGCUUGUUGGCUGGGCUGUUGGCUAACUUUCAAUGA